CGGCUGGCCGCGCGGUCCCCCGCCCUUGUCCCCGGCACCGAGAGUCGCAGGGACGCGGAGCGGGAGGCGCGUGGCAGCCAGCGGCAUGGAGCCCGGGACAGCCGACGGCCGCUUCCUGGGCGACGUGGGCUUCUGGGUGGAGCGCACGGCCGUGCACGAGGCCGCCCAGCAGGGCGAGGCCCUGCGGCUGCAGCAGCUGAUCGAGAGCGGCGCCUGCGUCAACCAGGUCACGGUGGACUCCAUCACGCCCCUGCACGCGGCCAGCCUGCAGGGCCAGGCGCAGUGCGUGCAGCUGCUGCUGGCCGCUGGUGCCCAGGUGGACGCUCGGAACAUCGACGGCAGCACCCCGCUCUGUGACGCCUGCGCCUCGGGCAGCAUCGAGUGUGUGAAGCUCUUGCUCUCCCACGGGGCCAAGGUCAACCCCCCGCUGUACACGGCCUCCCCGCUGCACGAGGCCUGCAUGAGCGGAAAUUCUGAAUGUGUGAGGCUCCUUAUUGAUGUUGGGGCCAAUCUGGAAGCACACGAUUGUCAUUUUGGGACCCCUCUGCAUGUUGCCUGUGCCCGGGAACACCUGGACUGUGUCAAAGUGCUGCUCAAAGCAGGGGCCAAUGUGAAUGCGGCAAAGCUGCACGAGACAGCCCUUCAUCACGCGGCCAAGGUGAAGAACGUGGACCUCAUAGAGAUGCUCAUCGAGUUUGGCGGCAACAUCUACGCCCGGGACAACCGGGGGAAGAAGCCCUCUGACUACACGUGGAGCAGCAGCGCCCCCGCCAAGUGCUUCGAGCACUACGAAAAGACACCUCUGACCCUGUCCCAGCUGUGCAGGGUGAGCUUGCGAAAGGCCACCGGCGUCAGAGGGCUGGAGAAAAUCGCCAGGUUGGACAUCCCUUCCAGGCUCAUCGAUUACCUCUCCUACAACUGAGCUGCAGGCACAGGAGGCAGGCGCAGGCCGGAGGCUGCUGGCCUGGCCAAUCCCAGCGUUGUUUGUCUGAAGCCCUCGAUUGCCGCAGAUAGGACGACGCUCCCCGGGUCCCCACUGGCCGUCCCGUUUCAUCUUCACUGCAGACGCCUGGAGAGUAUUUCCAGGGCAUCGAGAAGGCCCUGCCUCGGCUUCUGUUGGGGACGUGGCCCCUGUGCUGGCUCUCCUGGAACUCUGCUCUAACUCUGGCAUCCCCAGCCGUCCAGUUGUCCUCUUUCUGCCGACCUUCCUCAGAGGGACUCUCGGGAAAGACCCCCUCUGGGAGCCCAGGCGGAGGCCGGGUGGGGCUGGGGGUGCAGGGUGCUGCAGCUGACUUCCGCGCGCCCGCACGGUGUCACCUCAUUAAUUCAGCACCGGGGCGGCCCUGGGGGUUCAGAGGGUGGAGCCUGUGCCGCAGAGGGCGCCGAGACCCGAGGAAGCCGAGGUCCCGCCACGUGGCCUAGGACAGCUGCGUUGGUGACAUCUGCCACCUGGAUGCUUUCUCCUGGAGCCGUGGUGGGCACCUUCCCGGGCCCACCUGCCCAGGUGUGCCCAGCACUCAGGGCUGUGUACGGUCGUGUGGGGGAAGACUCAGGCUCUUCGGUCUCCACGAGCAGCACAGCGUUUCGUGGGAAGUUUUCCCUUCGGUUUUAGGUCUCUUAAAAAGUUUAUGUCGGGGAUGCAAAAAACCUCUAGAAGACAUAGAGGCUGUAACAGGUUUUGUUAACGAGCCUUUAAAACAAAAGGCAACGUGAGGACGUGUUAGCACACACUUCCACGAAUGUGAAUGACUUUCGUGUUUCUAUGGUUGCCCAAUGAAUUGCUUCCCACCCUAAAUUUUGCUGACUCCUUGAAGUUCUGAAAUUGGUGGAGGGGGUGGCCGGCACCGACCGCUGAGUCAUGCGUUUUGCAGACACUCGUGGAACACCGUCUGUGCUUAAGGCAUGGUCUCCGCGCCUCGAACCCCAUCAGAAGCAGACUCAUUACCCAGCGCGGGGAAGGAAAGUUUUGCAAUCCGGUCCUAUAGCAAUAGAAAUAAGUAGUUCUGCAUGAUAAGCCACGAGGUGAAGUAUAUUCGGACUGCCUUUGUCUGCCUGAGAUUCUGUAUUGUAAUUAUAAACAAACAAAAAAGAAGACCGGGAGUUAAACUAGGGGACUUUGCAUAAUUAGUUCAGGUAUAUUUGGUUUCUGGGGAAACGGAGAAGGCACCACUCGUGAACGCUGUCAGAGGUCAAGCCCAAAGCCAGUGUCCCCAGAAAUGUAGACAUCGCCACAUGCUCCGAGGUCUGCCUCGGCCACCUCCUCCCAGAGAACAAGCUUAAGUGCUCCGAGGCUGUGCCGAGUGUCUGCACGGCGACUUGGUGGGGCCCAAGGCCUGGUGGACGGUGUCCUGCGGGCUGCACAGGGCUGUCCCACCUCCCUGCCACAGCCGUUGUGACAUCACCGCGUGCCGAGCAGGCCCGCCAUUCCCGUUUGGCUUCAGUCUCGGGUUCAAGUUCCGGGUAAAGCUGUGUUUCUGCGUGUUUGUUUCUGUGUGUGCUGAGAGCGACGAGGGGACGAGCCCUGGCUCCGCGCUUUCGUCCGUGUGGCGGACCUGCCGUGGCCUCGAGCCGGCGACAUUGCCACAAGUGGGCGCUCAGGGUGACGGUCUGGGCCCCACCCUCACUGCUCAAUGAAAAGAGUCCGUCCGUGGGUCCGCGUGGCCCUUUUCUCAUUGAAGCAGAAAUGCGGAUGGGCUCCAGCCUGGGUGAGUCCAGCGGGGCCACUGUCAUCCUACCCACGUCUUGGAAGGUGACGUGAUGGCUCCAAGCCUGGCUCAGAUGCCGGUCUUUCUGCCUCUCCUCUCCUAAUGCUGAGCUCAGUGCCGCCCUCGUGUGGAGAGGCACUGCCCAGGGGCCCAGAUGACAGACUUUAGGGCCUCCUGUCCCUCCCCCAACCCCGGCUUUAUGGAGCUGCAAUCAACAACCUGCCUGUGCCCUUAAGUACGGCCGUGACCCUGGACAAACUUUCCCGGCUGCAGAAGAAAGAUAAAAGUCCAGACUUUGACCAUUAAAGAAUGUCGAUGAUCAACGAAUGAAUGUUACGGAUGAGAAAUGGGGCCCCUGCUAGCCUCAUAUAUAUUUUGAGGCUGAAAUUCGGUGAUUAAAAGAUGCCUCGAAAAGUAUAAAGUGCUUCCCAUAUAAUGUAAACGUUACAUGGUUAUGACUGGACUACAGUUUUAUUGGUGUUUGUAGACCUUAUAACUGUGCGAACAACUCCCUUCUGACUUUGGGGUACUAUUUCAGGAGGAAUAUAUGCAGAAGACCUCUCAGGUGACAUUUUAAAACUCAAAGUGCAGCCGACAGGUUUGGAAAAGCCGUUUGCAACAGAGCUAACAAAUGCUUGGUAAUGUAAAUAUAUAAAGAUCUUUUAUAAAUCAUGAAAAAGAUUAACAACCCUAUAGGGGGAAAAAAAAUAGGCAAAGACUGUGGAGAGGAAAUUUACAAAAGAGGAAACCUCAGAUGUCCCCUGGCAGAAAAGGAUGGCCAGUCGUGAUCAGAGAAAUACAAAUUAAUGAAUAUUUAAUUAAACAAAAUUAUAUCGCCACAUCCUAUAGGCUUGACAAACAUUAAAAGGUCUGACGGUUUCUUCAUGUUGACGGGCAACAUGGGCAAUGGGAACUCGUAGACUGCUGAGCGGGUAUUAAUUGAUUUGUGUACUUUGUCGAGCUGUUAGAUGCUCUCUAGGACCAUUAAAAGUGCAUAAUACAUG
Molecule: messenger RNA, 3709 nt
Organism: Pteropus alecto (black flying fox)
Lineage: Eukaryota; Metazoa; Chordata; Mammalia; Chiroptera; Pteropodidae
Gene: ASB13
Product: ankyrin repeat and SOCS box containing 13
Exons: 6
Coding region: 86-922 (278 amino acids)
Biological process (GO): intracellular signal transduction; protein ubiquitination; positive regulation of protein catabolic process
Molecular function (GO): protein binding
Source: RefSeq, a predicted model, not a curated record